AUGGGGAAACCCACUCGGGUGUGGGACCUAUACCUGGCCCAAGCCUUGUUCGCCACAAGAGUCAGGGAACAUGCAACGUCCGGCAAGAGCCCAUCCUACUUGGUGUACGGCACCCACCCACGCUUGCCAGGAGACACGGAACUGGUGACAUCUAUCCGAAGCCCUGCGGAAUUGGACAACAAGAUUAUAGCCAUCAACCACGCACGGGCUUCACCCCCACGGAACGAGUGGAAGAAUCCCGGCCAAGGGAUUGGAACCCCGCCCACGAAGCGGAAGAGAAGACUCAGGAAGAGAACUUCUGCCAACAGCAAUAGCCGGACGAGCCUACCCAAGGAAGGGUAG
Penicillium digitatum Pd1 is the source of this 342-nucleotide messenger RNA. Lineage: Eukaryota; Fungi; Ascomycota; Eurotiomycetes; Eurotiales; Aspergillaceae. The record is from RefSeq and is a predicted model, not a curated record.